Molecule: messenger RNA, 8081 nt
Organism: Schistocerca serialis cubense
Lineage: Eukaryota; Metazoa; Arthropoda; Insecta; Orthoptera; Acrididae
Exons: 6
Coding region: 987-1841 (284 amino acids)
Source: RefSeq, a predicted model, not a curated record
GACGCGCGUCGGAUGCAGAACAGGCGGCACUAGUCUUGCGGUCCGCGCCUCACGCGAGGGGACAGCAGCGCCGGCACCGCAGCCGCCACUGUGCGCAGUGCUACCACCAUAACGGACGCCCCUGUCGCUGCGCUCCCGUGACAACCCCGCGCAGGUGCAAACGCGGAUGUAGAGCGAGUCACUCAGUGGAAACGGGCAGUCGAGUUUACCGUCCGCUACUACAGCGAAAGGCAUCAGGACGUGAGGUAGAGGUCCAGACUCGCCGCGAACCUUCCGUCGCGUUUCCCGCAAUUUCUUCUAUAUUUCAGCAUCACUUGUUGCUUUGUAUACGGAACUGCCACUCCAGCGACGUCCGAUUUUGGCACAGUGUCCGAAGUUUAACGUGUGUUCUGUAUUUUCUUAUUUUGCUCGGUAGCGAACUCGCGUUUCAUGCUAAACGACUGAGCGACUCCGACACAAUACCGGCAUAGUGAUUCUUUUUUUCCGGUUCUGCAAUUCCUCUGUUGCUUCAGAAACACUUGUUGCUUUGCAUACAGGAGUGCUGUCUCAGCAACAAUACCCAAAUAUCGGCAAAUUGUCUCCAUCUUCGCACGAUUCUUCUGCGAUAGUUACCGAAUGUUUUUCAGUCAUUCACUCCUUCUUGCCGUUACAUACAAGGAUACCUCAAGAAAAAAAUGAAAAAUAACUUGAAUAUUGGGAUACAGACUAUCCUAAAAGGACCUUGCAGUAUUUUCAUAGUUUCACAUAUGUUCGCAAAAUAGCUUACAGAGUAUGUGUCUUGAGUUUCCAGCAAAGCUGCUGAUACACCUUUACGAGAGUAAAUUAUUCGCUUAUAAGUAACUCACACAGCACCUCAGAACUGUCGGUUGAUGCGAACCUAGUGCUAAGGCUUGGUUACCUCGAAGCCCUGCCCGAGUGUCUUUGUUUGAUGUUCACCACCAGUGCAGUGGAGCAACACCAGUGACUUCCUUAAAGCGGCAGUUGAAAUGAAGGGGAGACGAGCCUGGAGUUUCCUGCUGUGGGCCACGGUCAUCGGGGUCGCCACAGACGGCGGGCAGUGCCUGAGCGACAUCAGCGUGCUGGUGGAGCCGGCGGUGGCGGCGAGCGGCGGCAGCGCGCUCGUGCUCUGCCUCUACCAGCUGGAGGGCGACGCGCUCUACCAGGCGCAGUUCUACCGCGGCAACCGCGAGAUCUUCCGCUGCCUCGCCAACGGCGUCUGCAAGAUACUCCCGCUCUCCGGCAUCGUCAUCGACAUGACGCACUCAAACGCUACCCAGUUGCGGCUGCUGGAUGUUCAGCGAGAGGUUUCCGGAAAGUUCACUUGCGAGGUCACCGUCGAGAGUUCAAGGAAGCCCUUCUCUACGAAAAGGGGCCACGCAACUUUGCAGGUCGUCGUGCCGCCCCAGGGCCCGCUCAGCCUGGAGGUGGAGAGCGUGUCGCGGUACAGACCCGGAGACCUGCUGAGGGCCGAGUGCGAGGCGCCGCCCUCCGACCCUCCCGUCGAGAUGCUCUACCUGCUCAACGACUUCCCGGUGAACUCGUCGCUGACGCAGCGCCACAACGACAGCAACCGGCUGAGUCUGCGCGUCCGCCUGCAGCGGAGCAGCUUCACGGCGCGCGGCGAGCUCUCCCUGAAGUGCGUGGCCUUCCUGUCCUCCGUGUACCGCCGCGUCGCCGAGAGGGACAUCGGCGCCACGCCGCAGCCCUACCCGCAGAAAGUAACAUCUGGAUGCGCCGGAAGAUACUCGGCUCAAGGCUUUUGUUUCCUCCGCGGUCGGGCGUCGACGUGCUGGUUUCUGGCGCUGGCGACGCUGCCGCUGCUGCUCGCCCCGGCGAGGUAGCCUCGGCGUGCAGUGUGUGUGUGUACCGCACGGCGCUACGUCUCGAAACUUCGCAACGUGGGAAUGUGCCGAGACAGAUGGGGACUAGAAAACCGCCACCCUGCGUGAUAUCCCGAUGAAAGACUCUACGCAUCUGUUGAUACACAAUGAAUACUUUCUGUACAAAAAUAAGUGUGUUAACUGCUCCACCACAAAUAAUUAGAGCAAACAUGAAGGUCACAACUAUGAUAUUCCGGUAGAACACGCAACUUAUAUAUGUGACGCGUCGCUAAUUCCUGUGUAGCUGACAUCUAUGUGAAAUGAAGGUAUUAAAUUGUAUUCAUGUUUUAUCUGUGAGGCUAUCCACGAACAAAUCCGACGAGAAAUCGAGUUCACAUGGAUAAAAUUUUGUUAAUUGACUCAUAACCUACAAUUUUUGUUUGAAUAUUAGAAAUUAAGUUAAUUUGCGUUUGGUCAAUCACUAGAAACGUCAGCCAUAAUUCUGUGUUUUUUGUACAGAAAGAAAAUUUAACUCUGAAUAAAGAAACGUGAGUUUCUUUUUCCCAUCCAUCUCAUGUAGCUACAGCUACGAGAGAAGCCUCUCACCCUCAAACGCUACAGCAAGUAUAGUUUUCGGAAAUUUGCUUAUACCAUGAACGCUUUAUCACGAGUCUGUGUGAAUAUCGUGAAGAAGAUCAACUCACUGUCACCACUUCGCUGCCGAGAAAUACAUAGAGCUGUAUUUACUGAUCAGAACUGGUUUAGAUUGUUAAUGAUCAUACAUUUUUCAGAUGCAAGACACUGCCUACUAAGGUUUCGCUCCACGUUUACCUACAAGCGGAAAUUGUGAUUUAUGCAGUAACUUUUCGUUGGCCCCACCACAUCGCCACUCCUUGUGACGGUGUCAAUAGCUUUGUAUUAAUGUCAGACGUGAUAAAGUGAAUAACAGUUAUGGACGUGAGCGACUAUUUAUGACGAGAAUCUAAUGAAGUAGUAGCGGAAUCUAGCAAUGGAAAUAUCGCUUUGUUUUUACGAGAGACGCCAUGUUUCUUUGCAGAAUACCUUCUUGUUAAAGACUGUGCUGCACUUGCAUAAUUAUAACGACCAACCGGAGCAAUUUCCUUUAUUCCUUGCUAAUAAAAUUAGUACAGUUGUCCUUUUGCAGAAUUCGUUACACGAAAAUGUGAAACGGCAAGUUAUUUAAUUUCGUCACACUUUGAAAAGAAACGGUAAUAGCUACAUACUCCGUUACAAUACCCAGUCUGUGAGAACCUGCAGCCGUAGAUGUCAUACUCCUUCAUUGUAUUUAAGACCUCUCAUUGGACCGCGUAUUUAUCUUUUCGUCUGAUAUAGCGCACUCCACGUGACUACUUUCUUGACUACUUCUCACGAUGUUGAAACACAAAAGUCUGACGUAUGUUUCUUUACAACGGAAGACUUUGCAAAAUGCGUGCGAUGCUUUUGAUGGCCGUGUCAAAUGGGUAUCUGUGAAGGUAAUAAUGAACAAAGUGUUCGGAGGACGUUCCUCUACACUUCUUCGUUGCUUAGCUGGUGACGAAAUGAGACAGACUAUUACAGAUUUGAGGUCGUGAAAUCGUGAUGACAGCCCAACCAGGUGCUAUAGUAUUUGACAAGAGGUAUAUGUGACGAAUUGCCAAUAGAUGAAGUUAGUUCGGCUGCGUAGGUUAGAAACUUGGGUAAUGGAUCACUAUGAAUUGUCCUACAAGUUCUGCUGCUCAUAAAGAUCGCAUGUCAUGAAAGCUGCUAAAUCACCACUGUGACAGUCAGGAGCCGGAAGCAUGUGAAACAUGAUUGCUAAUGCCUUCGCCGAAAGGUAGUAACUGCAACUUAUCGCCAACUCUCGUCCUUGCGGAAGAAUUUUCAGAAAGCCACUUCAUUAGGGAAUAACAUAGCACAGAUAUUUACAGCAGUAUUCCAUUCAAGAGUAUCUUCUUUAUAUCUCCCAUCCAAUUUGUAGCGUUAUAUUGAGCACUGCGAGACGAAUGGAGGAAUGUAGAUGUUUGGUAAACUGAGAAGAUGAAUCAUGUACUUAGAUGAACUUACAUGAAGCGUGACUUCGUUUUCAGUGAAUGUCGCAGGAAUUCAUUCAGGCGCACUGACUUCACGGAACGCAUAGAGUUUAGGAAGACUCAGAGAAACUCUGCACUUGUAUUAACCAUACAGAAAAGGGUUCACUGGUUGAGGUGUCAGGUGUCUUUCACCAGAAACGCUUUAUAGAGUUGCUGAUCAAUUAGCGUGUGGCGAUUUCCUCCCGUUAAAGAUCAUAACGCUACCUACCCUUUGUUGGAAGGCGGCACUUUCCAAGUGCACACGCUGAAAACUGCAACUGACUUCGGUCUGAAGAAAUUUCAGAACUUAUUACGCAUUUAGAAUGAGACAGUAACAUACCAGGGAUUGAUAUUCUAUUCGAUCGCAGAGAAAACCGCGACAAACAUCGGACGGACGUUCGCAGUAAUUUUGUCAAGAUAUUUAGAUAUCAUUGUAUCUCACCUAAAAAAUGUUAUUUCUGUGUCGCGCCAAGGGGUGCUGAUAAGAAAACUCUUAUCUGCUACCAGUUUCCACAGGCAAUAUGCCCCUUACAAUCGAAUAGCUGUGCACUCUAUACCUCGUCGGGCAGCUAGUGUGCUCUGAUGACCUGCACGGUGAUCUUGCAUACCUUGUAGACAUAUUAUACCUGUCGAAAGGACAUCGACUUUCCAUCGCUCUAGACCCGUUUUCUAUUAAGUGACCAUUGCGAUACAACCACUAACUAGUGUGCAUUAUCCACCAUGUCAGAUCCAACUAGGAAUAGUCUAAUGAAGGAAGUGUCAAAAAGACCAGCAGUGAACUAACUCAGUGGUACUUAAAUGUCGCUUCAGUACACGAGUAUUUACGUAAUAAAUAAAUAAAUAAAAUAAUAAUUACUUAGAGCCCCCUGUAUCGUUGUGUCAUGGGUUAUAAGAUAAAGUACACGAAGAAAAUGAGAGCUACGUAAACGAUAUUUUUUUAAGUUUUGAUAUAUAUAUUUGUGUCCGUGUGAGUGUGGAAUCAUGUACAAGUAGAUUCGAUGAAUGUAUUUCUAGUACUUGACGGUAGAACUAAGAAUAUUGUCACACGAAGGGGUAGGUGGAACGGGUAGAUACAGAACUCCAACCUCAAUAAUAGAAACGCCCUCAUGCUUGAUGUAAGGCGAAGAAGAAAAAGAGUAAUAAACUUAAUUAGACCAGAAUUCUUGAAUAACACGGUAGAAAUGCUGGCUGCAUUUUGUUUGACAAUAUGGCCAUUAUUUCAUAUGAAUAAUUUCAAUAAAAUAAACUCCAUAUCAAAUUCACCGUACUGUAUUUUACGCCUGGUAUAUGCAGGUCAUGAGCAAUGGUAAAUAGGAGAGCGUCUUGUACAAACAGUAAUUACUUUGUUAUCAGGAAGUGACUUGAACCUGAUAAUCACAUGUGUCUACUGAAUGCCUAGUAGGAAACCAGAUUAUCAGUGCAGGAGACAAAAAUCUUUCAUCAAAUAUAUAUAGCUUCAUGUCAAAAGUAAAAACUAUGAAAACAGUUUUGUUGACCACAAUUACUAUACAUACCCGUGACUAGUCGAGGCCGAAUCCUGUCUUCAAAUACAAGCAUAAAUUUUGUAUGACAUUUUACUUUUUCUUCAUGUGGAGGAAAUUUUUGUAUGUAUUUAUUUAUAUUGAAUUUAUGUUUUUUUUUUUUUUUCCUGUGUCGCAUGAUGUCUGAGGACAAUUUGGUGGAUACAAGCACAAAAUUAAAGAUACUCCCUGUAUUCUUUUAGAAAACACUUUGUUCUAAUGAGGAACAUUUAAAACUAGAUAGCAUACCUGGGAUACUUCUCCGAAGAGGCACUUAGGGCCGGAACUCUAGUGGCUAAAGUACCCUUCAUUUGAUGAAACUGUAUGUGACUAAUUGCUCAGUUUCUCUUGUUUUACUUCUCUAUACAGUUGCGGAGUUCGCUCGCUCUCACGGGCAUAGCAGCGUAGAUAUUUUUGUCGCUUACACAGGCGAAAACAAAUUUUGCAGCUGGCCCUGGGGCAGCUUUCAAUCUGCUGAAUGCGCACAUCGCCCCAGGCAGCGCUAUCACUGGCUUCGUUUGCUCGGCUAAUGCGCUUAUAUCUAGGCGAGUAGCUCGCGGUUUUCACGCUAACCGAGUUUCUUUGCCGACGGGAAAAGCUCUGAAUCGGGUAACGCACUGUUUUCUGAGAUAACUGUCAAAACCCAGCGAUGUUGGUGCUGUAAACAGGCAAAGUGUUUUCAUAACGUGCUCCCUUGUCGUCUUUCUCCUUCUCUCCGUAUUACCGCUCACUGACAGUUGCCUCAGUGGUCGGACCAGCUAAGUUCCGCUCCUUUUAGAAUUAGUCUGCUACCGAGUGUAAGAUUUAUUUUAAUAAGCAUCUGUCUUUAUUCGUUGACAGAGGUGAAACAACGUAAGUGGAUCUGAAUUUAUAUAAUUUAAUCUCUUUAUGUGUUUCAUUAGUAAGAGUAUUUUUGCAAAGCUCUGCUAAAGUGUGGUCCUAAUUAAAAUUUUUCCGGAGGCUGUGAGAAAAGUCCUUUGAUAUAUUCGUCAUUAAAUAACAUGUCCAUAAUUAAUUAAUAAUUGUUAUUUUUUAAUCUGUGUGUGGAUCUGUGAAGAGCAUGAGAAUUUUCACUGGUAACUAUUUUUCCGGUUCACUAAACUAGUGAAUUGUUAAUGUAAGUUUUACCUACCUUUCCACCCCAUUUUUACCAAUGGCAGUCUUUUGUGCAAUAGCUUGCUGACUGAAAUUUCUCAGCAGUUCAGAAACAGUCUGGGCUAUAACUACCAGCAGUAUCUCUCUUUAGUCCAAAGAGAGAGAGACUACUAACCCCCAGAGAGCGGAUUCUUCUGCUGCCUCGGAUGACCCGCCAAUAUAAUGGAGAUGUAGUUCGUACACCUGCAUCCCCCUUUCAGUUACUGGGUUCGUUCGAUUUAGGAAGCAUUCACCUAACAUCAUGUGCUAUAACUCAAGAUCUUAAUGAAAGCCAUAGUUUUCCCUCUCUAUGCCAAAUAAUACGUAUUGUUCGAGGAUGAAACACUCUCUAAAUUAGGUGGUUGGUUCGUAAAAUAUUCCUUGGAUAACGCAAGUAAUAACAAUACGAAAACGAGGUUUUCGAUUUAUUGUUCGGUGGCUGAAGUUCCAGUUAUUCAGGUAAUAUAUGUUUUUAAUUUAUAGUAUCUCUGACCGCUUGACCCACUGAGUCUCAUAGCCAACCUGGCUAUGAGAAUUAUGUUCUCCGUUUUACGUACGACUGUAAUAAUGCAAAACUGAUUUCCUGGGAAAAAGGGUUAAUAAAGUGUAUAAAUCAGUUCAAGAAACGUUUAGUGCUUACUGGAAAUGAAAUCAUCAUAACGUUGUAAUAAUUUGAUACAAAAGUACAUGAACAGACUGUCAUGGCUUGAAAUAAUCGUUUGUAUUCCAUUGGGAAGAAUCUACGACGUGCAUUAGUUCUUCAAAUGGUAAUUUUAUACGGAAUGCGAUUAUUAUUUACCUGAGAAAUGGAAUGGUCAUACAGUUUAAUUAAUCAUAAUAAAAUACUGUUUAUACGGUUGUUUGGAAACUGCUAAUGAAUUUGUAUCAAUGAACUUUACACCAAUGUAAGUGGUGACGACGUCCUCCGUGGUGUGUAGUUUAUAACUUAGUUAGAAGGCGCUAAAUACAACCACCUACGUCGCAACACUUUAUUACGUUAGCAUGACAGCGUGUUCUUGCAGCCUUCUACUAAAUUUUCCCUAAUUUCUUACGCACUCCUACACACAAAAGAAAGCGAAUGUCAUAUAAAUAUAUUUUACAGUGUAGCUUGCUAAACCGUUUUCCUGACAAAAGUUUAUUGAAAAGAUGUAUUCUGUGGAAGGUAAUCCAUUUUACAUUACUGUGUACAUCAAAUGCGCACAAAUUUAUCAGACGAGUUUGUAUUACACUCACACUCACGUAGCUCCCCGCCAAAAUGUUUCGUUAAGCAAAGAUAAAAGAAAACACAGUUUUGUAAUUUGGAAUACUAUGCACUACUUGGAAGAAAAAGAUCGUCUGUAAUUACUAAAGUUGUAUUUUAUAACGACGUUAUACAUGUACGUACGUCAAUUGUAACAGCUUUGUGCCACGUUACUAUGUUACACACAAUGUUGUAAUUGUUUUGUAUUGUUCUCUACAUGUUUUAACAAUUCAGUAACUGUUAAAAAUGCAUAUAAUGAUUGUAUAAGGAAAUUGUAUAGUAUGAAAAACUUCAAUUA